CAGAGUCAUUUAUUAGUCCUCCUUCUAUCGAUGCGAAGCGGAGUGGAUAUCGCAGUGCUUCUCUUAUCUAGUUUUUGAACGAUCAUGGCAUCGUUCAAGGUAAUUGUUGUGGGAGGGGGACUGGCUGGUGCCCUGUUGGCAAACGGACUGCAGAACAACGAUGUGGACGUGAGAGUGUAUGAACGAGAUAAGAGAGAUGUGGAAAGAGAAGGGUAUCAGAUUCGGUUGGGUGAGUCUGCUAUGCUUGGGUUCCGCGCAUGUCUCAAAGAUCAGGAUAUUGCCGCUAUUUCGAAGAGUUUCGGUCAGUCCUCCGUCUCUGGCUCGACAGCACCAACGAUCAUGAAUUCUCGCUGCGAAGAGAUCCUCGAUUUAACAGCUAUACCUUCUUAUGCCAAAUCGUUUGCCAUCAGUCGAGUUGUACUUCAUGAUAUUCUCACUGAGCCACUUAAGCAGAAUGGGCUCGUGACGUACGGCAACGCUUUCUCUCGCUACGAAAUCAUCCACAAGGCGGACGGAAGUGAGAGAGUACGCGCCUAUUUCUCGGAUUCCUCCUUUGAUGACUGCGAUAUUCUGAUUGGUGCCGAUGGGAGUCGUUCUCAAGUGAACAGAGAAGUCGGACUGCAAAACCUUGUCUCGAUCAACACUCACUGGGCGUUUCUUGCGAAAGGAAGCCUUACACUGGAACAGGUGUACGAGCUUCCUAGUCAGUUGCAUCGGGGACCCAUCAUCGUUUUUUCAAAGGGUGCCACGUUAUACUAUUCUUUGUAUCUUCCAUCUCUGCAAGCCGAAGAUACGGAUCGUUCAGCCCGUGAUGAAAGAAAAGCGUUCUUCUUCUGGGUUUUGAGCAUUCCGAGGAGCCACUCUCACUACAAAAGUGUGUCUGAGAUCCCCGACAAAUUCGAAUUUUGCUUGGAUUUCAUUCAGGACUGGGACCCGAGAUUUGGACAAUUACUAUUGACAGCGGCAAAGGACGAUGGUACCGCGGAUAUAUUUGUAUCACCAUUACGAGCUAGCACCAAACCCUCACCACGCUGGCGUAGCAUGCUGAAGAAUUCUGUAGAGCCAUUUCGAGGGCACCCCAGAGUUUGGCUGAUGGGGGAUGCCAUCCAUGCUAUGCAGGCCAAUCGCGGCCAAGGAGCAAACCAGGCUCUGCACGACUGUGCCGAAAUCCUCCCCGAACUAUUAUCAUUGCAUGAAGAAGCAAAGACCGGCGUACCGCCUUCGACGGAUCAGGUUCGUGAGGCUUGUACUCGUUAUGAAGAUCAGAUGGCUGAGCGCGCUUUCACUUGGGUAAAGAAAAGCGGAGGCGCCUCGAUAGCCACUCUCGACAUGGAUGGCUUUGUGGGUAAAUUCGUGUACUAUGUCGGUAGGAUUGUGAUACCGAUUUGGUCCUUUUUAUACAACAUUUUUCUUUACCCUCGGUCCGAAACGUCAUGAUAAUUGGAUGGCCAAUGGAGAUGACGGUGGGACGGACACUGGGCGUAUAUACCUAUCGUGUCAUUCGUUCUAGGCUAAGGCAGAUUAGGAAUGGGUAUUGAUUCCUCGAGUCGAGAACGCGGUACUAUGAGCUCGGACAUUGCCGCUGCGAUACCCCUGAUGUAACUAAUUGGCAGGAACGAAAUAGUGUAUCCAGGUCUUUAUGCUCGAAGCUUUACCGAGAUGACGAUAACGCGCACAUGGGCAUAUUACUGGUGUUUUGUUCGAAUGGAACUAUAACGCAGCGAAAUGAGACUCCUACUAUAUGGGAUAGAC
This is a messenger RNA of Aspergillus glaucus CBS 516.65, 1752 nucleotides long. RefSeq lists its product as uncharacterized. Lineage: Eukaryota; Fungi; Ascomycota; Eurotiomycetes; Eurotiales; Aspergillaceae. The transcript is spliced from 6 exons. Bases 85 to 1437 code for a protein of 450 amino acids. The record is from RefSeq and is a predicted model, not a curated record. Gene Ontology annotation, molecular function: FAD binding.